AUGCCCGCCCUGACGCCCAACGACCGCCAAAGGCGCAUCAUCCAGCUGUCCCAAGAAUGGGGCAUCCGCCUCCCUCCAGCGCCCGCGCCGCUCUCCCGCCCUCCGCAUCCGCCCUCGUUCCGCACGCCUGCCGAUGACCAGAUCGCCGAGGAGCUCAUGCAGCGCCGCGCCGCCGAUGUCGCCCAGUAUCGCCCAAGGAGCAGCAUCAGACAGGCCUUUUCUUCCAACAACCUCAAGAAAGGCAAGAACUGGGACCCCCGCGAGGUCCUCGAGGUCCUCAGCGCAUGCAUUUCCAACGCUGGCUCGCCCGGCGUGGGAGAGGCCCUCAUCGCCAAGCUGGCUGCCGCUGGCGUCGACCUCGCUGGCGCGCAAAAGCAAAAAGGCGGCAUCCUGACCCGGCGCCGCAGUGUGGAGGGUUUGGGGGAUCGCAGUCGGCUGCUAAGGCUGGCCGUCGAUGGGAACCAGUUUGACAUGGUUCAGCUGCUUCUCCCUAAUGUGGACUCCUUCGCCAUCGACGCAUGCCUGCCCGCCGCCAUCCGCAGCGGCAAUGCGCCUAUCGUCGAGCUAUUGCUGCGUUACGGUGCGAGCGCGGCCCAGACCCCGGACGGACAGGACGCUUUCCGCCAAGCUUGCGCCGUUCACGGGCAGUCGCACAUGGUCAGCCUCAUCUUGCGCGCAGAGGGCCGCCCACCGGCCUCCCUGGCCUCGGCUGCCAUGUGCGAUGCCGCGAGGGCGGGCUGCUUGGAUACGGUGCUUCAUCUCAGCCGGUCAACCGCUGACGGUAACCACAACCACGCCGAGGCUCUCAAGGCCGCGAUCAGCUUGGGCCGACGAGACAUGGCCCUGGCAAUCGUCAUGGGAAACCGCCCACCACAGCGGCCCGGCCUGGACGAGGCUUUCCAGAUCCUAUACGACCAUCCGUCGCUGAACCCCACCAUGAAGGUCGAGGUGGCCGAACUCCUCCUCUGUGCCGGUGCAGAUGGCGUUGUUUUGGCGCAAGCCCUUGAGAAGUCCUGCGAAUCGCAAUUCUUGGACAUGGCGACAUUGCUUGCCUCGCAUGGUGCUUCAGUCGAGUACAACGAUGCGACGACGCUCAAAACGGCCAUUGCGCGCGGGGAAAUGGACCUUGUCAGGUCGCUACUGCACGAUGGCACUGCCUUGAGUUCUACACUUGCCUCCAGCUGCGUGCCUCUCAUCGCAAAGCAGGCGCCUUUCGACGAGAGGUACACCAUACUCACCUUGCUCCUUCGCAAGGGCGCCAACGGUGUUGCGCUUGACGAGAUGCUAAUUGAUGCUGCCGAGGCGGGCGACAUGAACGCUAUAGAUCUUCUGCUGUCGCCAAACUUCCCCGGUAGCUCGUCGAGCUCGCCUCAUGACUCUCCGGCCUCUCCAGCGUCAUACUCUGCCAAUAGACACGAACUGGCAUCCGUGGAUCACAAAUCCGGCGAAGCUCUGCGUACGGCUGUGAUUCGCGGGGACACUCAUAUGACGCAGAGGAUCCUAGCCGGACAGCCCUCUCCUGAGACGCUCGCGAUCGUUUUCCCCCUUACUAAGAAGCUAUCUAACGUGGAUCGUUACCGAAUGGUCGAGCUAUUUCUGAAAAGGUCGUUAUCUGGGCCUUGCUUGCACGCGGCCCUGCACGACGCUAUCAACGAGGACGUUACCCAGCGAGACAAUUCACUCAUUAAGCUACUCCUGAAAUACGAGGCCGACGUCAAUUUCAGCCAGGGCACUGGCCUGACGUCUCUGAUUAAACAGCGAGACAUCGAGCUCCUCGGCACGCUGUUGCAGAAAGCAUCCCCUCAGACGGCGGCAGCCCGCCUCCAGGACGUGAUGCAGGUGUCUGAUCAUCGGGCUCGGUAUGAGAUGACGACGAUGCUCCUCAGCGCAGGCGCAGCCAUCGGAACGAAAGAGAUUUCAUCUGCGUUGCUCGAAGCACUCUCGGAGAAGCCUGUCGACAUGUCACUCUUGCGUCUUCUCCUCCAGCAGGGAGGUGCCGAUAUCAACCUCGUUGAUGGUGCCAUCAUCAAGCAGGCCGUGACGAACCCCGACCCCAAGGUCCUGGAAUUGGUCUUUAGCUUUGGUCGACCAUCAGUCUCGUCAAUCACUAGCGCCUUGAACGACCUGGUGCCACUGCCAUCUACCGAGGGAAAGGGGUGGAAGCUCAAGAUCAUCACGGGCAAAUUGAGCCACAAAGAGGACCUCAGCUGGGUGCUAGUGCACGAGGUGCAAUCUUUGUCCAAGACCAGGACUGACGCCGCCUCGCUCUCGGCUCUGAAGCAGCUGCUGGCUUCUGGCGCUGAUCCAAACGCAUACAAGGCUGCUGCGCUUUGCCACGCCGUGAUUGCCGCUAAUACCCAAGUCGUGGAUAUGUUGUUCGCAUCCAGCCACCCUCCAACACCGGCAGCCCUAGGCACCGCGCUCCCGCACGCGCUACGCAUCUCGGAGCCUAUGGAACGCCUGGCGUUAGCCAAGAAGCUCGUCGAGGCGGGAGCGCAUCCACUCGAGGGAAACCGGGCCUUGACUCACGCAAUCGCUACGUAUCCGGAAGAUGUUGGGCUUCUCAAGGUCUUGGCCGCUGCUGCUGAUACUUCGGAUGGGGAAGCUCUCUCCAUGUCGGUGGCGAAGGAAGUCCCCGAGAUUCUAGACAUUUUGCUCAAGCAAAGCCAAUGUUCGGUCAGCAGUCGCAGUGCGACACUGGGCAAAGCAAUGGAGGCCAAGAACCGCUCUGCGCGGCAACGCAUGUGCCAGAGCCUGCUGAAAGCUGGGGUGUCUCCUGAGGCCGCCUCGAGCGCUUUGCUGGUCGCGGCUCGCGACGGCGACUCUCCUCUCGGCGACCUGUUAAUGGCCCACGGCGCAAGCAUCGCGAACAACGGUGGUCAGGCAAUUGUUGAGGCGUGUCGGGGAGGGUCUCCAGAGGUUCUUGCAGUGCUCCUCAAGUCUGAUCCCAAUACCAGCAAACAGACUCUGGAAGCAGGAUUCCAAGCGGCCACAGAGGUCAGGGAUUUGAACAAGCGAGCGGUAAUAUUCGAGCAGCUUCUCAAGAGAGGCGUUCGAGGCGAGCUUGUCGACCAGCAACUCGAGUCGGCGGCGCGAUACGGCGAAGAGGGGCAGCAGAUUUUGAAAGCCCUGCUGCUGGCUGGAGCUGACCCCAACUAUAACAGCGGCGAGGCGAUAGUUGCUGCCACUCGAAGCGCUUUUAUAUCUAGCCUGGAACUCCUCCUCGGCCUGUGGAAUGAGGGUGGUAACCAGAAGAAGGCCUCCCAGCCGACACUGGUACGCGCUCUCAAGGCCUCAUGGGGUCUGACACGCGACAACCGAUUCCGAAUCAUCGGUGAUCUCUCCAAGGCUGGCCUGCAAGUCACCGAGGACUUGCACAUCGCCCUUAAUGAUGCUGUCAAUGAGGACGACCCCGAGGAGCGACUGGUCCGACUACUUCUCCGGCAUGGCGCUUCACCUUCAGCGAAUGGAUGCAAGAGUCUCGUCGACGCUGCUCAGAACGCGGCAUCUGCGUCUCUCGCACUUCUUCUGGAGAAGAAGAUCCCGCAACAGGACAUUGCGCGUGCCUUCAACCAGUCUUUUACAGCGGAAACGUUCGACAAGUGGUUCACGAAUGCUGGGCUCGAGACUGCUCGGAUGCUCCUGGAAAAGGGGGCAAGCGGGGACGCUAUAAGCUCAGCAUUAGUCCUCGUCAUGCAGCAUUCUACAGCAGAGACGCGCGACUUGGCGGACAGGUUCUUCGAUCUCCUCAUCUCUCACGACCCCGAUGUCAACUACAACAACGGCGAGCCCCUGCAGCAAGCCGCGUCAAAGGCGGACGUUCCGUGGACAUCGCGUCUCCUGGAGCUCCAUCCUAGCGCCGUGACUUUGUCGCUUGCCUUCCAGUGCAUCUUCGAUACUGCCCUAUCACAGGACGGUGUUUUGGACCUAUUCAAGAUGUUUGCGGAGUAUCAAGAAGGUGACGCCCGAAUUGACGUCUUAAUAGGACAGCAGGGCACAGAGCCAGUUCUUGCGAGGGCAAUCAACCAGUACCCGAGAUCGACCAAGAUUCUGUCCACACUUCUGGAUGCAGGAUUCUACUAUGACCAGGCCACAAAGUGCCGGAUUCAUGAAGGCGUCGACGAGGAAGACGUCACGCUCCUGACUUGGGCCAUCGCACAGCCGCAGAAGCGCGUUAGCACGGGCGUCAUUGAGCUUCUGCUGGAGAGAGGCGCCAAGGUCAACGUAGAGUCAAGCUUGUCGCAAACAACCCCACUGAUGCUAGCCGUGCAAACAAAGCGGCCAGACCUGGUCAAAUCUUUGCUACUUGAGGGCGCCGACGUCGAUGCCAUCGACUACUUGGGCAGGACAUCGCUAUCCAUGGCGACGCAUAUCGGUGGCGACAUUGCCGUCCAAAUGAUGUCGAGCUUACUUGCAGCUGAACCCGCCAGGGACGACGGAUCACUGCACAAUGCGGCCCGAGACUUGAACCUCCCAGCCGUCAAGGUCCUCGUCCAGUCCGGCCACGACCCCGACUAUCCGAGCCAGCUGCACGGCGGUCGAAGCGCACUCGGUGAGAUAUGCCUGCACGGCUCGGACGCUGCAGAGAUGACUGCGGAUCGCGAGCGAGCCAUGCAAAAGGUAAUGACCUUCCUCAUCGACUCCAACUCAGACUUGUCAAUCAAGACGAACGGCAAGUCCCUGCUGUAUCUCUGUUUCGACGCCGCAGAUGCAGUAGUAACCACACGUGCACUCCUCAAGAGCGGCAUGUGGAAAAAUAUCAACAAGCCGUUUAACCACUUUGUCGACGGCACUUACACUUAUUCACCCACCAUGUAUAUCACCAAAGUCCUGGCACAGUCGGAUAUCAGCGAACAGCUCUUGUCAGUCCUCCGUGCCAGUCGAGCAAACGACGUCUUCUACGCCAACGAGGGCGCGCAGCCCGAAGGGGCAGUCGGGCUGCCAGAGGACAUGGCGGUCCAGGAGCGCGCACGAAAGGCACGAGCCACCCGCAUCGCGGAAGAAACAGAGGAGUUCUCCCUCGCCAUGGCCCGGAAGCGCGAGAUCGCCAGCGUCGAGCAGCAGAUCCUCGCGCAAAAGGCCGAGAUGGAAGAUGCCCGCCGCCGCAAGCUCCACGGUGAAGACGUCGCGGCGCUACGCUCCCGCGCCCAGGUCGAGGAGUCCCUCGCGGCGGCCGCCCACCAGCGCCGCCUGGUGGAGCAGCGCGCCGUCGCCGACGCGUCCGUCAGCCGCACCCGCGCGCUCGCCUCGACGGAGCUCGACGCCGAGGAGGCGCGCCAGCGCAAGGCCCUCGAGUGGGAGACGAGGCUCAACACGGAGCGCGUCGAUAACGCCCGUGCUCUGAGCUCCAUUCGCAUCAGCGAGCGCCAGGAGGUGGAGCGCAUUGAUAAGGGCGCAGAGAGCCGCAUCAAGGGCCGUCUCGACGCGCAGCGUAAGCUCGUCGAGAGUCAGGAGAAGCUUGCGAAGCGCCUGGCUGAUGGGCCGAACGGGGGGCAGCACAUGGGCAACGGGAGGCAGAUUGGAGCCCAUAUGAGCAAGAGCAACGAGAGCAACGAGAGCAACGAGAGCAACGAGAGCAACGAGAGCAACGAGAGCAACGAGAGCAACGAGAGCAACGAGAGCAACGAGAGCAACAGGCAGAGCGCCGCUGCCGUCCCAUACCUACGCCAGUAG
This is a messenger RNA of Purpureocillium lilacinum, 5673 nucleotides long. RefSeq lists its product as uncharacterized. The record is from RefSeq and is a predicted model, not a curated record. NCBI's taxonomy places the organism in Eukaryota, Fungi, Ascomycota, Sordariomycetes, Hypocreales, Ophiocordycipitaceae. Gene Ontology annotation, molecular function: protein binding.